GAAAAGAGGAAUAAAAGAGGAAAAAGUUUUUCUCUCUAAGGCUGAAAUUUGGGAUGUGGCUGUUCCCGGCCAGACCCGGAGCGUUCCCAGGACCCUGAUCCGGACCCGCUCGAGGGGAGGGUUUCCCAUGGAGCAGGAAGGGACCCUCGCGGCCUCUCCCGGCAGGGAAGGGACCCCCCAGCUCCCGGAGGAGGAAACAAUUCCAGCUGGGGAAGGGACCCCCCAGCUCCUGGGAGAGGAAACAAUUCCAGCCGGCAAAGGGACCCCCCAGCUCCCGGAGGAGGAAACAAUUCCAGCCGGAGAAGGGCCCCCCCAGCUCCCGGAGGAGGAAACAAUUCCAGCCGGAGAAGGGACCCCCGCCGUGGGCCGGGAGAGCCCGGCACCAACCCAUGGAGAUUCCAGGGAUGAGGAGCCGGGAGAUGCCUCCAGAGCCCCCUCCUGCCAGGAGGAGCCUCGGGGGGACCCUCGGGGGGAGCCGGAGGGCGGGGGGUCCUCCCCCAGCCCGGCUGAGCCCCCCCGGGCCCCGCGCGGGGCAGAGUUUUACUGCGUCAAGUGGAUCCGCUGGAAGGGGGAGCGAACACCCGUCAUCACCCAGAGCGAGAACGGGCCCUGCCCGCUCCUGGCCAUCAUCAACGUCCUCCUGCUCCGCUGGAAGGUGAAGCUGCCCCCGCAGAAGGAGGUGAUCACGGACGAGGAGCUGAUGGCACAUCUGGGGGAUUGUAUCCUGGCCACCCAACCCCGGGAGACAUCGGAGGGACUCCAGCUCAACUUCCAGCAGAACAUCAGUGACACCAUGACCGUCCUCCCGAAGCUCUCCACGGGGCUGGACGUCAACGUGAGGUUCACGGGGGUCUCGGAUUUCGAGUACACCCCCGAGUGCAUCGUCUUCGACCUCCUCAACAUCCCCCUCUACCACGGCUGGCUGGUGGACCCCCAGAGCCCGGAGAUGGUCCAGGCCGUGGGCAAGCUCAGCUACAACCAACUGGUGGAGAAAAUCAUCACCUGCAAACAGGCCACCGACUCCAGCCUGGUGAGCGAAGGGCUGGUGGCCGAGCAGUUCCUGGAGGCCACGGCGUCGCAGCUCAGCUACCACGGGCUGUGCGAGCUGACGGCCGCGGCUCCCGAGGGCGAGCUGGGCGUCUUCUUCCGCAACAACCACUUCAGCACCAUGACCAAGCACAAGGUGGGCCCCUGGACAACCCCCUGU
Neopelma chrysocephalum (saffron-crested tyrant-manakin) is the source of this 1207-nucleotide messenger RNA. It is a transcript of the gene MINDY1, whose product is annotated as MINDY lysine 48 deubiquitinase 1. Gene Ontology annotation, biological process: protein K48-linked deubiquitination. Gene Ontology annotation, cellular component: cytosol; cell periphery. The transcript has 7 exons. Lineage: Eukaryota; Metazoa; Chordata; Aves; Passeriformes; Pipridae. The record is from RefSeq and is a predicted model, not a curated record. Gene Ontology annotation, molecular function: cysteine-type carboxypeptidase activity; K48-linked deubiquitinase activity; cysteine-type deubiquitinase activity. The annotation marks the transcript as partial.